Messenger RNA from Closterium sp. NIES-67, 1818 nucleotides. Lineage: Eukaryota; Viridiplantae; Streptophyta; Zygnematophyceae; Desmidiales; Closteriaceae. The record is from the annotation of a GenBank genome assembly.
CAAAACCCACUACUCCUAGAAGCCAGUGCCAUGAAAACUGUGUUUAGUGGCUUCACUAGAUGGCAUUGAGGCAAGGUUUGUGAGUGUAUUUAGCACAACGGUAUUAGCGCGUACUUAUAAGUCAUAACCGGCCUUAGGCUCGUGCCAGGCUCAACUAACGACUCGCCAGAGACAGAACUGGGGUCGAAAUCGACAGCGCGACAGGAAAAUGCCGCCGCCUCCUUUCCGCCGCAUCCGCUCCCCUAACCGCGACGGCAACUUUAGACGCUCACUGCCGCUGUGUUCUACACGCUCUCGACUGCUGCUGGGGCUCCUAAUCGCGCUCCUUCAGCUGACCGUUAUUUCCGUCGUCGAAUCGUUAGCACCAGCCGCCCCGACGCGGAAGGCUCCCAUCAGAUACGCCUUCACCAGAGGAGCCGCCCUCUCGCGGGCAGAUGAAGCCACUACCAGCAGAAGCCCCGAUUUGCGCCAAAGGAGGGUGCUUCAAGAGACGGACACGACCGUCCGUCCCUCGGGAAUAGCGCGCGUGUAUAAUGCAAGCCAAGAAACGCCUGGAGACGGACUCACAGCAGCCGCAGCAGCAGCAGCAGCAGCAGCAGAAAUGCCUUCAGAAUCCUCCCUGCUACCACCAGCAGCAUCAGCAGCAUCGCCUGGCAGCAGCCUGCCAUUCACCCCUCGGAGCAUCGAUUACCACUGGGAUGACACCGACCCUGACCAAAUGGCCUUCUGUGCGGCUUCACCCGCCCACUGCGGCGUGAUGCACGCGCCUGUGGGGGUGUACAUCGUGUGGUACGGGGCCAAGUUCACAGAGGAACAGAAGGAUAUCGUCCGACUGUUCGUUGCGUCCCUUAACGCGGACAAUAAGACCGACGCUGCUGCUACAGUUCCCAACUGGUGGGCCAUCAACACGCUAUACUUCGACCAGCAAGGCCGAAACAUCUCCUCCACCGUGACUGUAAAGGGCGAAACCCACGACACCAACUACUCCCGCGGCACCAUGCUGCUGCACGCUGACGUGGCAGAGCUCGUCCAAUCAGCCGUCGGCAACAAGUCCCUGCCGUACGACCCUGCCGGGGUGUAUUUUGUCCUUUCCGACGAGGACGUGUCACAGAUGGACGAUCCGAGUGAUCUGGGCGGCGCGGGAUACGCGCUGGCGUUCUGCUCGCACUACUGCGGGUGGCACUCCUUCGCCCAAGGGCGGGACGGGAAGGCGAAGGAGCUGAUCAUCUCGUUUGUGGGGAACGCGGUAAAUCAGUGCCCAGACAAAUGCAUACCAUCAUAUCUGAACCAGCCCGGGGCGGUGCCGCCCAAUGGCGAUGCGGGCAUGGACGGCAUGGUGUCUGUGUUGGCGCAUGAACUCGCGGAGGCCACCAGCAGCCCCUUCCUCGCCACGUGGUUCGACGCCCAGGGCGAGGAGAACGCCGACAUUUGCUCCUGGAGUUAUGGCGACGUGGUUUCUGAUAUGGCCACGGGUGUGCAAUACAACCUGGUUGGGAAAAAUGGUGCACAGUUCCUCGUGCAAGCGAACCUAGACCCCAGAGCUGGAAGUUGUGCCAUCUCACCUAUCGAUGUCAGCUCAUCCAUCGUGGGUGAUCCCACUGUUGUGGGGACGCCUCCAAGCGUGGAUGUGCCGGAAGAAGAGCCACCUCCAUCGCCACCAUCUUUCCUUGAGAGAUUAGUAGAUUUCAUCACAAGCCUGUUCGGCUUUUGAUUAGUGAAUUAUUAUCCACAACACUAUUUUUAUCGUGUUCGGUCUGUCUGCUCCUGGCGGUGGGCACUGUCGGAAUUACUGUAGGCAGUCGUUUGAGUCAACCCACA